Callorhinus ursinus (northern fur seal) is the source of this 645-nucleotide messenger RNA. The record is from RefSeq and is a predicted model, not a curated record. Lineage: Eukaryota; Metazoa; Chordata; Mammalia; Carnivora; Otariidae.
UUUCUUUUGGCGGUGGGAAUCUCUCUGGUGGUCAUUAUAAUAGCAGUUUACUGCCAACACAAACAAGAGCAUCGUAUGUUAAGUUUUGUGGGAGGUUCACCAACUUUAUCAAAAAGUGCUGUAGGACCACUGGCCUCAUUCUGUACUUGAUCAUAUCAACAGCUUCAUUUCUCAGCCAAACCAACCAUAGAACCAUUGCUAGCCCCAUAGGAUCCAUUAUCACCAAGAGCCCAUUUGCUACAGCUUUCAGUAAUAUUUAUCUACUGAGGAGAUCGUUGAGGCAUGGAGUCUGUGUCCAUCCCCGUGCUGAUUACUGGACUUGUUGAUUGUGUAGCCCAGUUAAUAAGAAUAGCUGAAGAGCUUGUACAGCUGAUUGCACAAGAACAAGUUCCUUGUGUAGAGCCAAAUUGUGUAGAGCAAAAUGAUAGAGCAGAAGAGAUAGAAGUGGGUGCAUCUCCUGAGGAAUCUUCGCUCCCAGACCUUGCUGAUUUCUCAGACUUAGACUCAAUACUUACACCAAGAGAAGAUGAAGACCUAAUCCUUGACAUAGAUCAAGCGAUGUUAGAUGUGGAAGACUUAUAUGAAGAUGUACUCUCCAGUGUAAAUGAGGACCUAAGAAGUGGUUAAGACCUAAUUGGCCCCCAG